This is a messenger RNA of Adineta steineri, 609 nucleotides long. The record is from the annotation of a GenBank genome assembly. Lineage: Eukaryota; Metazoa; Rotifera; Eurotatoria; Adinetida; Adinetidae.
AUGCGAGUUUAUACACAAGUUGGUAAAAAACAACAUGCUGAUCAAAUUGCAAUACCAGAUUUUGCUUCGAGAGCUAUGGAAAAUUGGGGUUUAAUUACAUAUCGUGAAAUAGCUCUUUUAAUUGAUCCGACAUUUUCAUCCAUGAGUGCACGACAACGGCUUAAUGAAGGAUUUGCUAGAUGGAUUCAAUAUCUAGCUGUUGAUAGAUUUUAUCUUGAACGGGAUGUACUUUCACAAUUUCUUGUGCUAGAUGCUUUGAAAUCAUCACAUCCUAUUGAAAUACCUAUUGGUCAUCCAUCUCAGAUUGGCGAAAUUUUUGAUAUUAUAUCAUAUGCGAAAGGUUCUUCAGUAAUUCGUAUUAUGGGUAAAUCAGGUGAUCAGGCAAUUAUUGAUGAAGCAAAAAACCGCUUUCAACAAUAUAUUAAUGGAAAUUUAAUUGAUCCAAAUAUUCGCCCAGCUGUUUAUGUUGUUGUUUCACAUUAUGGAGAUGAAAAUAGUGCAUCUUCUCGAGUUGGUCGAGAUAUAGUUUGGAAAUUUUUACAAAAGAAUUGGACAAAACUUGUGGAACGUUUUGGUGAAAAUAGUGUUUUUCUUAUGCAAUUUUGUUGA